AUUAUUAUUAUUGAAGUUCGCCCGGUCACUGUCAUUGCCUGCCACUGGUCCGACACACGCGCAUUCCCCUGCUCGAAUAGUAGAGCAAUUUCACUCUGCCACUAACACUGUGUGUUGCUUAGCCGUUCUGUAUUCCACGUGUUGAAAGUUUGUAUCGAGUGUUGCAAUUAGUGUCGACAUACUCUGACUUGCUGUUGUUGUGUUUUUAUUGUGCUGUGUUCACAUUUAACCAUUAUUAAGAAAGUAAUCAAGUGUGUUCAAAGGCAUAUCAAAAGACUCAUUAAGAUUGAGUGUCUUUCUUGUCACUCCGUCCCUCUCUCCUCCUCUACCUUUCUGACUGAGCUCCAAAACCAAGAAGUAGAACACUGUGUUGACUACUAAACCUGAGACGGUUGGCUCAGAGCUGACCGACCAAAUUAAAACUAGCCUAUAGAGGAGUCUCUCUCGCUCUCGCGCUCUCAGGUUCUCUCGCUCGGACCCGCUAGACGUUAAUUAGUGCCCUUAUUAUUUCCCCAAACAGUCGAGCUAACGUUUUACAUUUCUGGUUUCCUAUCGCUUUCUUUCAUGGCUUCAUGUUUAUGACAACUUUAUUUUGGAGCGACACCUCCUGAAUACUUCAAACGGAAGGGAGACCUGGGGGUUAGGUGGUGGACGAUGGGGGCAGUAGGGGUCUUACCCCUGCUGGGGUUCUACCUAUGCGUCUCGGUCGCAGUGACGUUGACCCUUAACCCUGACGACCCCAAUGUGUGCAGCCACUGGGAGAGCUAUGCUGUGACUGUACAGGAGACCUACGCCCAUCCUUUUGACCAGGUCUACUACACCCGCUGCACAGACAUUCUGAACUGGUUCAAAUGCACCCGACACCGGAUAAGCUACAAAACGGCCUACCGGAGAGGUGUGAGGACUAUGUACAGGCGGCGCUCCCAGUGCUGCCCAGGCUUCUAUGAGAGUGGAGACUUGUGUGUUCCCCUGUGUACCGAGGAGUGUGCUCACGGACGCUGCAUGUCUCCUGAUACCUGCCAGUGUGAACCUGGCUGGGGGGGGUUGGACUGCUCCAGCGGCUGUGGGAGCGACUUCUGGGGCCCCCACUGCAGCAACCGCUGCCAGUGCCAGAACGGAGCCAAGUGUAACCCAAUAACGGGUGCCUGCGUCUGCACGGACGGGUACCAGGGCUGGCGGUGCGAGGAGCCCUGCGAGGCCAGCUUCUAUGGCAAGGCCUGCCUGCUGGAGUGCCAAUGCCUGAACGGCGCCACUUGCCACCACGAGACGGGCCGCUGCCUCUGUGCACCGGGCUACACCGGGGUCUAUUGUGAGGAGCAGUGUCCUCCAGGCAGCCAUGGGCUCCAGUGUGAACAGCGUUGUCCGUGCCAGAACGAUGGAUCCUGCCACCACGUCACUGGAGAGUGCUCCUGCCCCGCCGGUUGGAUUGGCUCAGUGUGUGCCCAGCCGUGUCCCUUCGGAUCCUAUGGAGUCAACUGUUCACAGGAGUGCACGUGCCGCCACGGUGGCCUCUGUGACCACAUCAGCGGUCAGUGCCAGUGCACGGCGGGCUACCUUGGAGAAAGGUGUCAGGAGGAGUGUCCCCUGGGCUCCUACGGGCCCCAGUGCGCCCAUAAGUGCGACUGCCAGAACGGUGCCAGGUGCUACCACAUCAGCGGCGCCUGCCUUUGCGAAGAUGGCUUCAAGGGACCCAGCUGCGGCGACCGCUUCUGUCCGGUGGGCCACUACGGCCUCAUCUGUGACAAGUACUGCCCCUGCCACCCUUCCAACACCGUCAGCUGUCACCCCCUGUCUGGAGAGUGUGGCUGCACUGCGGGCUGGGCAGGGUUCUCCUGCAACGAGACCUGCCCCUCAGGUUACUAUGGAGAGGACUGCAGGGAGCUCUGUGACUGUGACAACGGAGCCGACUGCGACGGCAUCACCGGCGCCUGCGUGUGCGCACCGGGCUACAUGGGAGAAGACUGCUCACUCAGGUGUGCUCCAGGCUGGUAUGGGACAAACUGCAGCUCCUCUUGUUCAUGCCACAAUCAUAUCUCCUGCUCCCACGUUGAUGGCUUCUGUUUUUGCAGAGAAGGAUGGCAGGGGGUCGACUGCUCCAUCCCCUGCUCCAGUGGAACCUGGGGGCUGGGCUGCAACGAGACGUGUGUGUGUGCCAACGGGGCGGCCUGCGACCCAGUCAACGGGACUUGCACCUGUGCUCCCGGAUGGCAGGACGAGUACUGCGACAACCCGUGUCCUGAGGGAACUCACGGGCUGGACUGUGGAGAGCAGUGUCAAUGUGUGAACACAGACGGCUGUGACCCGGUGUCCGGGCAGUGUCGCUGUCAGACAGGAUGGACAGGUGUGCGGUGUGACAGUGUAUGUGAGGAGGACCGCUGGGGGCCCGACUGUUCUUACAGCUGCGCCUGUGAGCACGGAGGCUCUUGCUCCCCAGAGGACGGCUCGUGUGUGUGCGCCGCUGGCUACCGGGGCAGCGACUGCCGCCGCACCUGCUCUCCUGGCUUCUAUGGCCAGCGCUGCAGUCAGUCCUGUCCGCAGUGUCUCCAUAGUGACGGCGCCUGUCACCACAUCUCGGGCCACUGUGAGUGUCUGACGGGCUUCUACGGCUCUCUCUGCAACCAGGUGUGUCCCAGCGGGAAGUUUGGGCGAGCCUGUGCGGAGAAGUGCCUAUGCACCAACAAUGGAACAUGUAAUCCCAUUGAUGGCUCCUGUCAAUGCUACCCUGGCUGGUUGGGGGACGACUGCUCUAAAGUGUGCCCCCAGGGAUCUUGGGGGCCAGACUGCAUCCAUACAUGCAACUGUCACAACGGAGCCGAGUGCAGUGCUGCAGACGGAGCGUGUCACUGCAGAGGGGGCUGGACUGGACUCUUUUGUACUCAACGUUGUCCAACGGGUUUCUAUGGCGAUGAUUGCGCCGAGUUGUGCCGCUGUCAAAACGGAGCAGACUGUAAUCAUAUAGGCGGACAGUGUACCUGUCGGACAGGCUUCAUGGGACAAAACUGUGAACUCAAGUGUCCCGCCGGGAGGUUUGGUUAUGGCUGCCAGCAGCUCUGUGAGUGUAUGAACAACUCCACCUGUGACUACAUAACCGGGACCUGCUACUGCAGCAUUGGCUUCAAGGGCAUACGCUGCGACCAGGCUGCUUUGAUGAUGGAGGAGCUGAACCCCUACACCAAGAUCAGCCCGGCGCUAGGCUCGGAGCGCCAGUCAGCGGGCGCCGUCCUCGGCAUCGUGGUGCUGCUGCUGCUCAUCGCCGCCAUGCUGGCGCUGGUGGUGUGGCUCCGCUGCCGUCAGAGAGAAAAGGGCGGCCAGAACGCUCCCAGCGUCACGUACACUCCGGCCCUGCACAUCAACGCCACUGACUUCUCCCUCUCUGGGCUACAAUGCACAGGCCUGCUCUCCUCUCCAGAGUCCUCUCCCAACAACAGCAGCAGCGUGGUCAACCCCUGCUUCUCCAACCCCAGCUAUCACACGCUGGGGCCCUGCCCCUACUACCCACGGCCGGACAAGAGGACCACAGCCAAGAGGAAGACGAAGAGGAAGCACAGGAACAGUGCGCCAGAGUGGGGAGCCUACUGUAACCUCAACGAGCUGGGUGUGUACUGCCUGGACCGAAGGUACAGCUACCAUGUGGAGCAGCAGCGCUACAGAGAGUACAUGAAGGGCUCCCUGUCCAGCAGCUUUUCUCUGAAUAGUGAGAAUCCCUACGCCACCAUCACCGACACGCCGGGGAGCUUGGCCGGCAGGCACAACGAGAGCAGCUACGAGGAGAUGAAGUCCCCGGCCCACCGCGAACACGUGGCCUACCGCUUCUCCGCCGCCGUCAUCACCGCCACUGCAAGCACGCCGCCACCACCGGCCACCAGCGCACCGGCUAGGAAUGUUUACGACAUGGAGCCGACCAUCAGCAUCCCCCUGGGGGCCAACGGCAUGCCGGUGCCCAGCUAUCCGCAGAACCCGUACGACAUGCCCAGGAACAGCCACAUCCCAAGCCACUAUGACCUGCUGCCCAUGCGGCCCAGCCCCUCCCACAGCCAGGGCCUGAACCAGCUACCCCCCGCCCAGCACGGCAACACCCCCCGUGUGCCAGGCAGCCCAACUAGCUCCCUGCUGUAGGUGAUGGGCUGGGGUAGAAACCAGGGACCAGCUAAACAUCUACAGUAACUCUUGAGUCUACCGUUACUCUUGAGUCUACAGUUGCUCUUGAGUCUUUCUCGACACUACAAGUCAGAAGGAUUGAAUGGGAUGAACCUGCACACAAGUUUUGUUCCGUAUUUAUUGAAUUUAUCAUUAUGUGUGAGUUUGAAGUGAUUGGAUUUCUGCUGGAGCACCUCCUCCAACUGAAGGAACAUCCAAUUUGAGUCUACAGAGCCUGGGCAGAAAGGAUGCAAGACUUGUGCCUCGGAUGGAAAUGACAAGGUACGUCUUUUUGUAUGAACCUAGCUCCUUCAGUCUCCACACUGCAGUGCAAACAGGACAUCAGAGCUGUUUACAGAACCUGCAAAGCGGCCAACAGUCAAAAGAUAUUUCAGUGCAAAAAUAGUGAAUGUUUUAAGGAAUGGACUCAAGGGGUAUACUAACUCACUCCUAAAUAAACACUGGCAGCCAUUGCAAUUUUCCAACGUUGAGACGUUCUCUGUGUUGGAUUCUAGAAGCACACACCGAAGAUAGAAAACUAAAUGGAAACACCACACAUUAUACUGGAUCUGGAAGUAUCCUACUUUUGUUUUACAUUUCUUCCUGCAUUGUCAUAAAAUGUAUUGAUAAAAAACUUUAUCACGGGGAUAAUUAGUAUAAAGAUGUACAACAAACAGAUGGAUAUUUUUUAACUCUUUCAUUUUACGACAAUAAAUGCAAAUAGUUGGAAGGCAGGGACCCAACAUUUUGUCAUGUAGCCAAAUCAAAGCUGGACAGAUAAUUCUUAUCUGAUACUGUAUGAAACUGAUGCUAGUAUAUUUUUUAUAAAUUGAUUAUUGGUGUUACCAUAUGUAAAAGAUCGUUACAGGAUCAAUAUUUUCACUCUAAAGUUAUCCUUUUAUAUGUAAUCCCAAAGAAUUUGUAUAGUGUAAGUGUAUUCCUUGUUCACUUGAUAACCGUGAUGUGAUUUAUUUUGUAAUUUGUAGUGAAGCUCGAGCCACUUGCAUGCCCGAUGAUGGAUCAAGCUUAAUAAUAGGUAGCUCAACUUUGAGGAGCUUUACUGAGGUGCAACCUUUCCUUUCAUUAUUUCAAUAUGCGGAUGUGGGAAUGACGCAUGAUGAUUUAAAACCCCUUUUUGAAAAAAACAUGUACAAAAAUCUAUAUAGAUAAGAAUGAUAAAAUAGUGCGGUGACAUUUGUGUCGGCAUUGACCAAUGUGUGUCGAAAUUGCUGUUCAGAAACACUUUUUUGUAAAUCUUUCUUACAUCUCAUUCCCUUGCAGAGCCUUGAUCACAUGUCAAUUCUCGAUCUCUCGCAAAUUCAAAAAUGUGCUGUGGCCUUGUGACCAUUUCUAUUGUCGAACACAUCACCGCAAAGCUUCUAUUGUUAUUAAAUAUAACGGCAAGUAGUUUAGAUUUUUGCCGAUUACAUUGCCAAGUAGUUUAUAUUGGUGUUGAUAUAAUUGGCACAUCGUUUUUUUUGUCAAAUACAUCACAGGGUAGACUUUUUUUUUUACAAUAUAAUUUUGACCCUUGACAAACAGCAAUAACACAUGUUGACAAUCAGAAGUAGAAUAUAAUUUCACAAUGAUUCUACAAUAGACAAUAUGGAUAGCAACUAUUACCUUGAAAACAUGUUUAUUUCCUAUAUGGUGUCCACAUGGGAAUAUAUAUUUUUAAGAAUGUGUUCUGGUAAUACUUGUGUGUAUGAUUCAUUCCCUUGACUGAAUAAAGUUUGUCAAAACCCAGAAUGGUGGAGUCAUUUGUCAAACUGAUUUUCUUACAAUAUCACCUAACUAAAACUGUUAAUUUGAUGAGAUGCAACUCAAUAGAUACAAACAUACAUUUCCUAGAAUCAAAGCUACAUGUGAAUAACCUUUGAUAAUAUUCCAACACAACAAAUAAUAACUAGUUCUUUUGAAGGUAUGUAUGACUGGUGCGCUUUAUUAUGAGGAACCGAUAACUUAAGAUAUAGACACAAUUUAAUAAAUCUUUACAAAACAACAUCAUUCAUGUAAACACCACUCCUCUUGCAUUUAAACCUGCCGAAUUCAUUGAAAUUACUAAACUUGUGUACAUUCCCACUUAGUCAGCCGUGACGGCACAUUUCAACACAGUUACUUUUCAAAUGAGAGAAUAGAACACAUUUCUUUAAAAAAAAA
Molecule: messenger RNA, 6297 nt
Organism: Gadus morhua (Atlantic cod)
Lineage: Eukaryota; Metazoa; Chordata; Actinopteri; Gadiformes; Gadidae
Product: multiple epidermal growth factor-like domains protein 11
Exons: 25
Coding region: 655-4116 (1153 amino acids)
Biological process (GO): heterophilic cell-cell adhesion
Molecular function (GO): protein binding; scavenger receptor activity
Source: RefSeq, a predicted model, not a curated record